AUGGACUUCUCUGACGAUGAUUUCGACGACGACGAUGAGUUUGACGCCAUGGACAUACUUGCCCCCAUAGGCAUGGGUAUGCCUACAGGGCUGCUACCAUUUCCUGGGCAGGGGGGAGGGAUGGCCCAAAUAGGGUUUAACCUGGGAGCCUUGGGACAGUUGGGAAUGGCCAUUCCUGGGAACAUAGCACAGCACUCGCCAGCCGUGUCUGCGUUUAUGGAAGGGCUGGGUAUAGGGUCGGCUCAGAGACCGUGGAACAGAUCGACCAGUUUGAACUCUGUGUAUGACAACAAACCCCUGGCUGCGUGGAUCACAAAGUUCAUAGCAGACUACUACAUCGAGUACAGAAACAUCGUGGACGCGCUGCCAACUGUGACUGUACUAACGAGCGUCCAAGAUAUAUUGCCACCAGUCACUCGCGCUUUUACUUUGCGGUUGGCGGCCCAGGAUAGGAAAUCGGUUCCCGCUGUUGAUAGCCCCGCUGUUUCUGAAACAAAAAGAAAUACUAGUAGGACCAGGAAUACCUUAGCACGAGAAAGGACAGAUCAACCGGCGAGUGGUGGCAGUAAAGGGAACUUGAAGAAAGGGAAGGAGCCCGCUCAUAUGGAAGUGGUCGCAGCGCUAUCAAAGAUAUCCUUUGAGCCUGAAUUUUAUAGCAUGCGACCAACUGGUGGAGAAGAAGGCGACGAAAAUGCGAUGCGCUUCUGCGGAAGAGAAUUUACCAAGACUGAGCUGUGCUAUUCAUGCGCAGAUUGCGGAGUGAACGAGACAUGUGCAAUGUGUGCGACAUGCUUCCACAACUCGGUGCACAAAAAUCACAAUUACAAAGCGCUGCCCGCGGGCACCAGGGGUCUUUGUGAUUGCGGCAAUCCGGAUGCGUGGCGCGCUCAUCCUAGUUGCAAUGAGCAUGCCAGCGCUUAUGUACACUCCGAUGGGGCGAAGUCUGUAGCGGUGGAGGCCGAUGUUGACGCAGUGGGGAAUAGUACGAAUGAUGAUGGUGUGAACAACCCUACUAAAAAUGUGGCCACAAUGUGUGGGAAGGAACUGACACCGGGCAUGCCCGCAGUAAGAUGUAAAGACUGUGAGAUAGACGAAACGUGCUGUUUGUGUUUGCCGUGCUUUCAAGCGAGUGAACACAAAGACCACAAUUUCGAAGUAGAUACAAUGACCGAAGGCACUUGCGAUUGUGGAGAUGUGGAUGCAUGGAGUGACCAUGUGCACUGCAAAAUACACAUCCAAGGAUUGACUCACGACGAAAAGAUGAGAGGGAGUGUGAAGUGCGGCAAGACUGUCAGUCCUGAAGAAAGUAUUUACCGAUGUCUGGAGUGUGAAAGCAUGCCCACAAGCGCCUUGUGUUCUCCAUGCUUUGAAAUGAGCGAACACAAGUUCCAUCAGUCUGAAACUGUCACCUCGUCGGGGGGUGUAUGUAGUUGUGGGAUUGAAGAAGCAUGGACCGCCCAUACUCAUUGUAGUCUGCACAUCGGAACAGCCGAGGUUCUUAAGAAGCCAGAGGCUCCGUAUUUUGUCAAAAAGUUCUGGAAAGAUACUAUCAACGACGUGGUACACUUUAUCGACAAUGCCAUGGCCGGGUGCAACACUGGUUGCUGUUUUUACAAAUCACAGAUGAAAACCAAUACUUCCAAGCGAUAUGCUGUUGUCGCAACAUUUGUCAGCAAUGGCUACCCAGCCAUGAUAGCCCUUCACAUGAAUAUUCUUUGGAAUCACGAGAAGGAGUCAGCUUUUGAGUUCGACUACAACUCUAGAGGGUCCAUAGCCUUUUCGGUGGAUAUCUGUACAGUUUCGCGGAGAAUGACUCUUGGGUACGCGGAAGCCGAGAGUACUAGACUAGCCACCCGUGUCACCAGUGAGGGUCGUGCAGUUGUCUUUGUGGGUAAAAUUGACGAUUCAGUAGUGAAGCGAUUGAUGCAGAGUACAAUUGACGGCAUCAAGUAUCGCGUGGUGGAGCUGAACGUGGCAGUGCAGGAAGAAUGUAUUGUGCAAGGAAUUGAUUGGUUAUCGGAGAUUUGCCGAGAACACCCUCUGCUGCGUGAGUACGUGUGCGAUGCUUUGCAAACGAAUCUCCAAACUCGUUUGGUCAAUGAGGACAAAUAUUGGAAAGGUUUACGUAAAGCUAUCAAUAGUCUCUACUUCACUAGUUUGCUGAUCGUACCACACAAACGGAGGGUGCUGGCGUAUGCACUGCUAAACAAUUAUGGGCAGAUUCAGAGCCAAUUCAUGCAGAAACGGUUCAAGUAUGAUCAUAGCUGCCUCGCCUUGACUGUACAAUUCCUGACGAGUCCUGCAAUUGUACAAGGGGAGAAAGGUCUAGCUAUGCGCGUCACCACUGCUAUUCUUGAGACUCUGGCACCAUAUGUCAAUCCCAUGCUGGAUACACUGGACACGGACAAGCUCGUCGACACGUUGUCCAGGGGUAAUUUCAUGCUUGAAGACUUGUCAUAUAUACUGCGCUCUCUGGGGAAACUUCCGUGGGACAAAAAAGAGAUUUUUAAAAAGAAUACUCGACCAAAACGCAGCUGUAAAGUGAGCAGCGCGAAGAGCUGGAUGGAUACCAUCAACCUUCCUGCUCCGCACGUGAUUCUCUUUAUCGACAGUAUAUUGGAUAUCAUUCGCAUGUUCCAGGCUAUUGACGGCCAAGCAAGAAUAAGCAGAGAUAUGCCACACGUGGCGUAUGAAAGCGAGGCCUUUCGCUUGGCGUUCGACCGCGCGAUGGCCCUGGCCAGACUUAUCGCUAGCUUUGUUGGAUAUGUUUCCGAGAAUACUUCUGCUCUUGUUUACUCCAUCCGCGCGUGUGUGGGUCAUAUCGGAGCGACGCGUAAACGAUUGCAGCGACGUGAUAAAUCGGCCCCAUACAAAGUGAUUUUUACCGUGUAUCUACCCUUGCAUCAGCUUUUGAGCGCCCUCAUCGAUGUUUUCGAAGUUAAAACUAAGAACGUAUCGCUGCUGUGGCCGCUGCUACGGACACAAAAUACACCAGUAGUCUCCGAUAUUAUUCGUGACCUGGUGAAUGCUUUGGCCUUCAGAAGUCAGGUGUCUGCUAAUUUGUGGGUGCGAAAUGGCAACCCGCCUCGAGAAGUGGCUUCGAGAUAUCGACAUGAAAUGAGACAGAUGCUUUACGAACCUCAGAUGCGUCUUUUGCAAAUGAUGUUCGAAUGCCAGGCCGAAAAUUCAGAUUCAAUUGCAUUGGAGUUACUUCAAGCAUUCAGCGCUCGGCGGUUUUUACUUAAGGCUGUGGAAGAAAACGAUUGGGAUGACGCUGUUGAAACGUCUUUGUUCGAACGUCAGACUGAGUGGGUGUCCGUCAACCUCCUGCUGGCGGACAUGUUUCACCUAAUCAUCUCCACCAUGCUGGAAACUCGGGUGUCGGAACCCCUUGCCCGAGAUAUCAUCCAAUGGCUGAUGCUGAAACCUGCACUCUACAGCACUCUAGCGGAGAGGUGUGGUGACUUCUUCGACAAGGAAGUUUUCGAUGCUGCUUUGAGUACGAUGAGCGAACACGAUGAUCGAAAACGGGGGAACACGCGAAAAACUUACUCGCUGUUGGCACGGUAUCAUUAUCAAUUUACGCCACAUUUCGCGCACUUCUGCAAUACUGAGAGAGAUGAGGCGAUGAAGAAAGUUCUUUCGAUGGCAAAAGACGAGGGAGAGGGCGCGAACUACUUCCACAGGUUUCCACUGGGCGUGGAUGCUGCAGGAGCAUUUUUGUUUCUGAAGGUGCUGAAGAGCAGAAUAUUCCUCUGCAUUAUCACACAUGUUCUUCGGCUCAGCAGGAGCGAAAAUCCGCAGUUGACUGGAACCCUUGCCCAAACUGUUUUCUGGAUUUUGGUACUGGCUGUUCGAGCGCAAGAGCUGUGUGGCGUAAUGCUUUUCACUGAGGCUUUGAAUAAAAUACUACUUGAUGGUGGAGGAUCUUUGGCCGCUGUUCUACGGCAGUGUCAGCUUGGGCCCUUUGGGAGAGACUUCGCGCCUCUACUGAAGUUCGUCUCACAGAGUCUGGGUUUCGAUGGUAGUGUCGAUGAUUCUGUUGAGACCAAAAGAAAUGGAGCCACACCUGAGAUCGGUAUCAAGAAACGCCUCAGAGAAUGUAGUGUGGAAGCGGAGAGUGAAGAAUCUCGCGCCCUGAAACGUGUGCGCAAGGCAGAGGCUGUGAAACGAAGAGCCGUCAUCAUGCAAAAGAUGGCAAAACAACAGAAGAGCUUCCUGGACCACAGCUCGGCUUCAUCUGACAGCAAGGGGGGAAAGACGGCGUUCAAGACCGAUAAAGUGUUUUCAUCGACAGCCUAUCCGGAGACUGUGGUAACUUGUAUCAUGUGUCAAGAAGACGAUAAACUUUACAUGCAAUCAUGUCCGGAAGUAUCGAACCGAAGAGCAAUCAGUGCUAUCGCUUACAUCCAGGAAUCCGGAGUUAUACAUACAGUGAUGCGGAAUGUCUUGAAUAAUAAUUUGAACAAGAAGCCAAACAACUUUAAUCAGGCACGCAACAAUCUUCCCUGCGGUCCCGAAUUGUUCAUGGACGGAUGUGGGCACACAGUUCACAAUCAUUGUUUGGAGGGCUACAUCGAUUCUCUCAAGCUUUCGCGACACGAAGCGCCCCUGCAUUAUAUCGAAAACAUAGACGUCGGCGAGUUCCUCUGCCCAAUGUGUAAGCGUUUAGGCAAUGUUCUGAUCCCCUAUAUAGAGGCACCGCCACCGCUUGCUAAGAAGAUGGACAGGAAGGCUCUUUUAGCAGAGGCUAUGGCACAGGAGAAAAUAUAUUAUGAGUUAAUGAUUAUGGUAGUGAGCUCAAUCAGGAUUCGUCAUCAACGCUCAAAUUCUUGGGAUUGUGUGCGCAAGGGACUCAAUUCGCUUGAAUCACACUCUCGUCUUAAGUUAGCCAAACAUGCUCAGCUUCCGAUCGAGGAAGUUAUGUGGUAUACAAUCGCAUCCAUAGAGUUGGCUGGUCGCUGUGGUGCUCAACAAAUACCAAACCCCGCCGGCCCACACAAGGAUGUUGAUAAGCAGCAAUUGAUCGCUGUGCGCACCAAUCUGCGCAUAUUGAAAACGCUUUAUAGGGCGCUUUCUGGGUAUCGAAAGUGGAGUAUGCGAAUGUCAGCUCUUGCACCCCCCAUAAAUGACGUGAAGAUCAGGAGUAGCAAGGCGAAAGGUAAAUGUUCAUCCGAGUCUACAGCAACUGCGGCAUCGAGGAUCAGUAAUCGCAACAGAGGCGAUGCCCGGAGUACGGCUCCCACUUAUCGCAGCUCAAAUUUGUCUGCGUCCACAUCAUUCGAUGCAAACGGCAAUGGAACUUCAACCUCAAACUCAACCUCAACCUCGAACUCAGCCUUAAACUCGACCCCAACGUCAAACUCAAACCCUGCCACAAAGUCGACCUCAUGCUCAAAUUCAACUUCAAGUUCGAAGGCAAUCUCCUCAACACCUGACACACAUUUAACAGAGAGUGACCAUGUUCUAGCGUUGCCCAUGUGCACUGGUGAUGUAUCAUCUCUAAAGGCAUUGUACGAGUGCAGUAUCACUGGAUUUAGAGGCGCCUUUUUGAAUCGUAACUUCGAUAUGCAUGCCCAGUUAUGGGGUUGCAAUGAGGGACAUACACCAUGGUCUGCGUGUAAGAACAAGUCAGCUGAACUCUGGCAGGAAUACAAUGUUUUUCGCAAGCUGGUAGUGCGAUCAUGCCAGCCUAUCUGUUCACCGACCACGCUACCUACUUUAGAUACAAUUGCCCAUCUGAAAGAUGCAGACAGAGCCAGGCAGCAAAGUAUUUCGGAACCGGAUGUGACAAGGUUUAAGGGUUUGGUGUGGGAAGCUUUUCGCACUCACUUGUUGCAACACAUUCACAAGAUCAGAGUUGAUACUUUCAAGCCAUGGGAACUACUAAACCUACAAGCAGAUCCAGAUCACCGGAACGUCCCUCGCUGGUUUUCCUCUCUAGUUCGAAGUAUGUGUCACGGUUUAACUGAUCUGUAUCAAAAGGAGGAUCCUAUGAACCUUGAUUAUUCUGAUAUCAUGAUCUCGGCGUGGCUGCAUCGUGUAGAAAGGGCAGAAAUCGUUUUGAUGCGCUGGAUGAUUCCCUUCUUGCGGCAGAGCGCCUGUCUCCAAGUUGUAGUGUGGGACGAUGACACACUUCCCGAUCUUCAGCCCAUUGAUGAGGAUGGGCUCUCUUUCACCUUCGAAUUCAACAACUUGUGCGAGCGAUUAUUGCCUCCGGUCGUUCGAGAAGUGGCACCACAGGCAGUAUCUACAAACGAAUCAGCUUAUGACGCACUACCAGUCGUGGCCAUUGCCACUGCGCUAACAGUCAGUGAACGACAAUACUACGAGAACAUGCUUACUAAACCAUGGGCGGUGACAAAUCUUCUCAGUCAAUCAUUUCGGAUACGGCCUGAGUUGGGGGCUGGACUUCUACCGCAUGACUACAGUAAGCUUGUGUUGAGGGGUGCUACGGAGAAGUGCAAACAGUGUAAUUCUGUUCCUGAACAAACUGCGCUGUGUAUGCUUUGUGGUGCAAAAGUAUGCGUGAUGGGGCAAUGUUGCCAACAGAGAAUGCCUUCGGUGCGUCGGCCACCGCUGCCGUACGAUAGAAACACGUGUGCCUUCCGGAACUACGAUUUUGGUGAGUCUGUGCAAGACUGCAUGUAUGGAGAAGCUAACAUACAUGCGGCUACGUGUGGAAAUGGUUUGGGCGUGUUUCUUAUUUCAGAGCAGUGCAAUAUAGUUUUUGUAUCACCUGGAAUGCAACAUCAUGGUAAAGGCGCAUUGGACACCGAGUUAGCACCCUAUAUAGAUUCUCAUGGUGAGAGUGGCGAGGGUUUGAGGCUGGGCCAUGCAUUGAGUUGGGACGAGCAGUUGGCUGACGAAUUAAUGAAUAUGUACCUCAAUCAUGACGUAUUGAAGACCAUCACAACACUCACAGAUGAGCACGGUCAGAGAAGGUGGAACAGGCUGUAAGACGGUAAAGAAGGACGUGACUUCACACGAGCGUCAUAUCUAGUUCUCCGCCUAGUUAGACUUCGCUCAUGCACAAUCCUCCCUACUUCCUCCCAUGAAAUCAGGGACCAGAUUGCCGUCCCUCACGGUAUUACUCAUCAUGCGCAUUGUAUGCGCUGACUAAUCGAUUUAAAAGAGAAGAUAUUAC
Messenger RNA from Sphaeroforma arctica JP610, 7147 nucleotides. RefSeq lists its product as hypothetical. Gene Ontology annotation, biological process: protein ubiquitination; ubiquitin-dependent protein catabolic process via the N-end rule pathway. The transcript has 27 exons. Gene Ontology annotation, molecular function: ubiquitin protein ligase activity; zinc ion binding. Gene Ontology annotation, cellular component: cytoplasm; ubiquitin ligase complex. The record is from RefSeq and is a predicted model, not a curated record. NCBI's taxonomy places the organism in Eukaryota, Ichthyosporea, Ichthyophonida. The coding region runs from base 1 to 6960 and encodes 2319 amino acids.